Messenger RNA from Lotus japonicus, 1729 nucleotides. Its product is annotated as AAA-ATPase ASD, mitochondrial-like. The transcript has a single exon. Bases 141 to 1715 code for a protein of 524 amino acids. The record is from RefSeq and is a predicted model, not a curated record. NCBI's taxonomy places the organism in Eukaryota, Viridiplantae, Streptophyta, Magnoliopsida, Fabales, Fabaceae. Gene Ontology annotation, molecular function: ATP binding; ATP hydrolysis activity.
CUUUCUACUUUUUUCCUCUUUCUCAUUUCCACCACCCAAAGCAAACAACACACUUACACACGCACACACAGAGUUUCAUUUUCUUCAACCUCAAGAGAAGCCAAGAACUCACACACAGUCACACACACAAACACAACACAAUGAUGCCCAUGAAGAUGACAGAGAUGUGGACAACAAUGGGCUCAACCUUAGCCAGCUUCAUGUUCCUCUUCGCCGUCAUCCGCCAGUACUGUCCCUACGAGGUUCGCCGCUUCUUCGAGAAGCACACUCACACUCUCACCACCUACUUCUACCCUUACAUCCGCAUCUCUUUCCAUGAAUUCUCCGGCGACCGCCUCAAGCGCAGCGACGCCUACGCCGCCGUAGAAGCCUACCUCAGCGCCAACACUUCAAAGAGCGCAAAGAGGCUCAAAGCAGAGAUGGGAAAAGACGCCUGCAAGUUGAUUCUCACCAUGGAUGAACAUGAGAGAGUCACUGAUGAGUUCAAAGGUGUGAAAGUUUGGUGGGUUUGUAGCAAAAUCAUGUCCCCAUCAAGGUCCAUGACGAUUUACCAAGAACAAGAGAAGAGGUUCUACAAGUUAACUUUCCACAAGAAAUAUAGAGACACUGUUACUGGUUCUUAUUUGGAGCAUGUGAUGAGGGAAGGGAAGGAGAUUCGUUUGAGGAACAGGCAGAGGAAGUUGUAUACAAAUAGCCCUGGUUACAAAUGGCCGAGUUACAAGCAAACAAUGUGGAGUCACAUUGUUUUUGAGCACCCUGCAACUUUUGAAACAAUGGCUAUGGAGCCAGAGAAGAAGAAGGAGAUCAUUGAGGAUUUGGUCACAUUUAGUAAGAGUAAGGAUUUUUAUGCUAGGAUUGGGAAGGCAUGGAAAAGGGGUUAUUUGCUUUUUGGUCCUCCUGGUACUGGGAAAUCUACAAUGAUUGCUGCCAUGGCUAACUUGUUGGGGUAUGAUGUGUAUGACUUGGAGCUCACUGCAGUGAAGGACAACACAGAGCUGAGGAAGCUUUUGAUUGAGACAACUUGUAAGUCUAUAAUUGUUAUUGAGGACAUUGAUUGCUCUCUUGAUCUCACAGGGCAGAGGAAGAAGAAUGGGGAGAAAUUUACAGAGGAUGUUGAGAGUGAUAAACUGAACCAUGAUGUUGUGAGGAAAGAGGCUAAUAAAGAAGAAGGAAGCUGUGGUAGCAAGGUCACACUUUCUGGGCUGUUGAAUUUCAUAGAUGGGAUUUGGUCUGCUUGUGGAGGAGAGAGGUUGAUUGUGUUCACAACAAACUAUGUGGAGAAGCUUGAUCCUGCACUCAUCAGAAGGGGGAGAAUGGAUAAGCAUAUUGAGCUUUCUUACUGCACUUUUGAAGGGUUUAAAGUUCUUGCCAAUAAUUACUUGAAGCUUGAGAAUCAUGCAUUGUUUGACACAAUCAAGAGGCUAAUUGGGGAGAUUGAGAUCACACCAGCUGAUGUUGCUGAGAAUCUCAUGCCAAAGUCUGCACUGGAUGAUGCUGAUAAGUGUCUUUCAAACCUGAUUGAAGCACUUGAGGAAGCAAAAGCUAAUGCAAAAGCAGAGGAGGUGCUAAGACAGAGUAGUUCUAUUAAAGAAGAAGGUGAGGAAUUGGGACACUUUGGUCACAUUAAGGAAAAUGGCAACAUUGGAGAUGACAAAGAAAUUGAUCAAGCAAAGGACAAGAGCAUGAGGUGGAACAUUUGUGCUAAUGUUGUGUAGAAGAAAUUGUGGCA